Messenger RNA from Apus apus (common swift), 8775 nucleotides. It is a transcript of the gene AKAP12, whose product is annotated as A-kinase anchoring protein 12. The transcript is spliced from 5 exons. Gene Ontology annotation, molecular function: calmodulin binding; protein kinase A binding. The coding region runs from base 63 to 6161 and encodes 2032 amino acids. Gene Ontology annotation, cellular component: cytoplasm. Lineage: Eukaryota; Metazoa; Chordata; Aves; Apodiformes; Apodidae. Gene Ontology annotation, biological process: regulation of protein kinase C signaling; signal transduction. The record is from RefSeq and is a predicted model, not a curated record.
CCCGACUGCGCCGCCACCCUCCGCCCACCGCGAGCGGCUCCGCACGGCCGCGGGGCAGCGCCAUGGGCGCCGGCAGCUCCGCUGAACCGCCCGCCCCGCAGGACGGGGCCGGGGCCGCCGCCGAACCCCCUCGCACGCCCCCGGAGCCGCUCUCGGCAGAGGAAGCGGCGGAGCCCCAGCCGGCGGCGGAGCCCGCCAAGGUUUUACAUGCAAGUCUCCCAGUACCUGAUGUCAGUGAAGGCAGUUCAGAGCGUGAUGCCUCACCACAGGAGCUACAGCAAGCAGGAGGUGUUACAGCACCUCAGAAGCUGGAUGGGCAGCAGCUGGGGGCGGCUCCAACCCUCCAAGAACCGCCUGAAGAGCAAGCAGAGCCUGCUGAAACAACUGUUGGACAGACGGAACAUUCCAGUGUAACUUUGAAGGACAACACUGGAACUAUGGAGACGAGUCCAUCUGACUCAAAUGCCAGGGAUGGUGUAGAUGCGGAGAAAGAGGAUGCUCAUACAGUUAAUCAGUUGGAAGAAGACACGGAGGACCUUGACCAUGCAUCUGAGCCACAAUCUUAUGAUCUGGGUUUUAAAAAGGUUUUUAAAUUUGUUGGAUUCAGAUUCACAGUAAAGAAGGAAAAGACAGGAAAAUCGGAACCAGUUCAACUUCUUACUGUAAAAAAAGAAACAGAAGUCCUUGAAGGAGCUGAUGAUCAAAAAGAAGUCAGCUCAGAAGAAACAGCAGUGCCUGAGGAUGCACGCUCUGCAGAAGAUAACACCAAAGACACACUGAAAAAUGAAAAAACGGAAGAUGAAUCUCCUAAAACACCAGAAGCAAAUGAGAUUUGUUCUCAGUCAACUGCCUUAGCCACUGAUACUGCAUCACCCUUAAGAAAAUUUUUUACUCAGGGAUGGACUGGGUUUAGAAAAAAGAAGAGCUUUAGAAAGCCUAAGGAAGAUGAACUACAGUCUCCUACAAAAGAAGAGGAGCAAGAAAAGGAGGGAGCCACAUUAAAAACUGAAAACAGUGAAAAGGAGGAGAAAUCUGAGUGUGAGAAGCAAGGUGAAGAGAAGAAUGUGACAGCAGUAACUAUUGAAGUGCAUGAGAAGGAGCAAACUGAAGGUGAAAAACAAACAUCAAAAAAGAUUGUGGCAGCCAUAGAAGUUGAAGGAUGUGAGAAGGAAGAGCUAAUCAAGCAUGAUGAUCAGGGACAAAAAGAGGAUGUAGAGGCAGCAGCUGUUAAAGAAAGUGUGAAGGAGAAAAAAACUGAAGAUGAUAAUGAAGAAAGGAAACUGUUGGAAGUCUCAGAAGAUCUUGGUAAAAAGGAAGAAAAAACUGAAGAGAAAGAAAGUGAGGUGACAGAGAAACUGCUAAAAGCAGUGCCUGUGGUACCUGUUAUCACUGAUAGUGUGAAUGGAGAAUUGGAAACAUCCUCAGAACUGCCUGAGGUAAAAGAAACAGAGUCAUCUGGAGUCAAGCAUGAAAUACAGGAGAGAACUGAAAUAUCCUCUGAAGAGAAACUUGAAGCAGGAUCUUUGGCAAUUAAAAUUUCUGGUGAACAGCUUAAAAAGUCUGAAGGAAGGGAAGAAAGUAAACCUGCUCCACUGGCGAAAGAAAUAUUUGAUGAAAAAACAGAGGAAGCAGAAUUGAAAAUUUCACCUACAUCAGAAGGCAUCACUGGAAAGUUAGACACACAAGGAGAAGCUCAAGAUAAAACCACAGAGAAGAAAGAAAGUGAAGAACAUGAGACAAAAUUGACUUCAGGUGCUUCUGGAUUGAAGCCCUUUUCUACUUCUGAACGUUCAGUUGACACAGAGGAUGAUCAACAGUCAAUCAAGCCCAUUGAUGAAGGUCUACAGGGAAAAACUGGCAUAGUUACAACUGAGCCUGUCAAACCAGAUGAAAUAACCACAGAAAUAACUCCUGAAGAAGCAUCUGGAAAGAGGCCUCCAGAAGGUAUCACAAAUGAAGCUGAACUACUGUCUUCUCAAGAAAAAACUAAAAUACAAGGUAGCCCUUUAAAGAAACUCUUUACGGGUACUGGAUUAAAAAAACUGUCUGGAAAAAAGCAUAAAGGCAAAAGAGAAGAGUCUAAGUUAGGAGAACAGGGAGAACCAACUCAGCACUUAUCAGAUUCCCCAGAUAGCCCAGAGGAACAAAAGGGGGAGAGUUCUGCUUCUUCUCCUGAGGAGACAAAUGAAAUUCCUUCUUUAGAAAAAUCUGUAGAUGGAGUACAGGUCACUGAAAAUGAAGAUUCUGCAGUUUCAGAUGUGGAGCGAAAAAGAGAAAGUGUUACACCCUGGGCAUCGUUUAAAAAGAUGGUAACUCCCAAGAAACGUGUCAGAAGACCUUCUGAAAGCGAUAAGGAAGAAGAAGUUGAUAAGACAAAGAGUGCUUCGGUGACUGCAACUGAAAACACUGUUGAUGAAAAUCAGGGAGAAUUAAAAGAAAAUGGGAUUGACCAGAAACCAGAGAAAGCCACAGAAGAGCCCAAAAGAAAGGUUGACACCUCUGUGUCCUGGGAAGCUUUUAUAUGUGUAGGUUCUUCAAAGAAACGAGCGAGGAAAUCAUCCUCAUCUGAUGAAGAAACUGAACAUAAGCUUGGUCAGGAAAGCCAAAAAGUAGAAGAAUCUGGACACAGCAAAGAAGCAACAACAGAUGCACUUCUUACUAGUUCUCAGGAGAGUGAUCAAGGACAAGGGAAUUCUUCUCCAGAACAAGCUGGAAGCCCAUCUGAGGGUGAAGGAAUUUCAACGUGGGAAUCAUUUAAAAGGUUAGUCACUCCAAGAAGGAAAUCCAAAACCAGAAUGGAAGAGAGAACUGAAGACUCUGUUGUGGGAUCUAGCCUGGAGCAUUCAACAUCUGAUGGUGAGCCUGGAAAAGAUGAGUCUUGGGUUCCAUUUAGAAAACUGAUGACUGGGCGGAGGAAGAAAAAGUCAGAUGGGAAGCUAGAACCAACUAAUCUUAAACAAGCACGGGAAGACAUGGCAGAAACAACUGAAGAAGAUUCAGAUAUUCCAGCUGUUGUUCCUUUAUCUGAAUACGAAGCAGCAGAGCAGGAUAAAAUAGAAGCCCAAGAAGCAAAAAAUGCUGAAGUGAUGAGAGAGCAAACCUCAGAGCAAGAGAGAGCAGAAAAAUUAGAGGAGACUCUAAGAAUUGAGCAGGCACAUGAAGGGCUGGUGCAUGCAGUUACUGUUACUGUUGUGGAAGGGGAAAGGGCGGUUACCAGUAUUGAAGAAAGGUCACCAUCUUGGAUAUCUGCUGCUCUGACAGAGUGCAUUGAGCAAGCAGCAGAAGAGGAAGAGAAAGAAAGUGAGAAAACGUUUGGAUCGGAUGUUGUUGUGGAAGAAGCAGUGACGGCUGCUAAGACAGUGCCAGACACAAGAAAGGAUUUAAGUGAUGACACCACAGCAAGUGAGUUAGAGCCAACCUCAGAAGCAGUGACAGCUCUGGAAGAGACUGCAGAAGCUUCUGGUGCUGAAGAAACAGUAGAAGUGUCCCUUGCUGAGGAGACAACUGAGAUGGUUUCUGCUGUUUCACAGUUGAUAGAAACUCCAGAUACUACAGAGGAAGUUACACCUGUCCAAGAAGUAGAGGCCACUGAACAAAACUUGAAAGAAUUGGACAAACAGACACAACAGGUUCUUCACGAAGUUGCUGAAAGAGUAAAGUUAGUAGAUACAGCCCAGCUGGUUAGUGAAAGAACCACAACAGCAACUGCAAUUACAACAGUGCAAGGAAUUGGGUCAGAAGUGAAAGAUGAUGCUAAAGGAGGAGAAAUUUUAGUCCAGGAAGCUGUUUUGCCUGAACAGUCCUUGAAAAAAGAACACAAGGAGGAUGACCUCCAGUCCCUGGGAGUUGCAGGAAGCAUUCAGGGCCAAGAUGGAGUUGAAGAGAGUGUCCUACAAGAAAGUUCAGAGAGGAGUGAAGUACCUUCUGCAAUAGAGGAAAGCACAGAAGGAUGUGAAAACGUGGGUAUCGUAAGAGAUGAAAGCCAGUGGCAGGUAUGUGAAGAACCAGUUGUAGAAGACCAUGAAGAAAUACCUGAGGCUCAGAAGACAGCAGAGGAACCUUCAUCACAAGACAGGGACUUUAACAUAAUCAAAGCAGUCACUCCCAAGGAAGAGCUGUUUGCAAAGCAGGAGCCUUCAGAAGAGAAGCUGCCCACAACAGAUUUGACAGUAGAUGAGGCAAGAGAUGAAUGUAUUCCAGAAGCGCAGGCUGCAGUGCAGGACAAGACAGAGGGAGAAACCUCUACUUUGGGGCUUACAGCUGAAGAUUCUGUGCAGCUUGUAAGAGAAGACAAAACCCUCACUGUGGGACCAGAGUGUACAGGAGGAGCUGAAACUGUGAUUCUUGCGAAGUCUGAAAGACAAGAUGAAAUUCCUCACUUUGACUCACAAGAGCAAGCUUGUGCUAAAGGAGUUCCAAGCAGGGCACCAGCCCGAAGAGAGGAAGAGGAAGAAGACACUGUGCUUCGUAGAGUUAAAAGCACAGAAGUUGCUGUUUCUGAGGUUCCUCUGCAGAAUGAGGUAGAAACCCCUGCCCUUCCUUCAGAAACAAUUGGCUCAGAAGCAGCUGCAGAUGCUGAGCAGAGUGUGAGGGAUGAGGCUGACAGGCAGAUCAUAGCAAAAGAUUCUGCGCUUGUGCUACAGCCACAAAGCGGAGAAAAAACUACUAAAACCCCCUCCCAGAGUGAUGAAAACCAAGGUGGCAAAAUGGAAGAUGCUCUGCUCGAAACCGAAACACACUUAGACAGCAAUACCAUGAUCAGUGAGGCUCCCACACAGGUUGAAGCAGACAGCAUAUCUAAUUUAGCAUCAACAAGCCCAGAUAUCACUGAAAAUGGAAGCACUGUCCUCACUGACAUAAGUCCUAAGGCGUGUGAAACACUAAGCAGCCUAGUUGAAGAAGAGACUGCAGAAAAAGAACAAGAACUGGUAGAAACUUCCAACUGUCAAUACUUUCAAAAAGAAGAAAACAAAAAUGAGCAACUGUUGAAAAAAGUGGAAGACAUAUUUGAAUCUGGAAAUCAUGAAGCUGGGAGAGGUGAUGAACAUUCAUCUGCUGUCCAACAAGAGGUUUUAACUAUGCAAGAGGAGGGCUCUGACUCAGCCUUCCUACAAGCUGAAAGCUUGGAAGGCCUGAAAGUGCCUGUGCCUGUAGCAGCUGCAGCAGUUGAAGAGCAUGUCAUGGCAGAAACCAUAACACCUGCAGACAAAACAGCUGACACCGCACAGCCCUUGGCAACCACACCAGAGCAAAUGACUUCUGAAGAGGUCCCAGUUACUACUGUUGAGUAUUCAGACUGUGGGACUACAGAGCUUCAAAGUGCAGGAGCACCUGAGCCUCAAGUGACUCUUGCUUCCAUGAAUGGAAUAUCAGAAGAACCAGAGAGCCCUCAAAGUACAGGGCAAACCGAACAAAAUGGUAUUGCUCUAAGUGACAGUCUGUCUGUCACCCACAUAGAAUUUGAGAAGGAUGUGACUAUAGAGUCCCAGAGUACGAAAAUUGUAUUGAAUGCCAUCCAGACAGCUGUUGACAAACUUGCAGAGACGGAAGAGUCAACUGCCUUUGAGUCAGAGCAGCGCAUGAAGUCCAUAGGGGAAGGCCCAUCAGAUGCAAACACACCUGAAUUUCUGGGAAGUACACAGAUAGAUCAUCAACUUCCAAUAAAACAGAAAGAGAUGCAGAAUAAAGAACAAGAGCUCCAGCAAUCAGGAAUAGUGAAAACUGCUACUUUAACAGAGUCUGCAGAAAUUCAUACAAUAGUAGAAAAAAUGAAAGAUGUGCUGUUAACUUCUGAGAUGCUGCAAGAUGGACAGAGUCAGAAUUCUUUAACAAUUGUGACUAGCCCUGAAGACAUUUCAAAGGAAGGUGUGAGACUUCAGAAAACAGCACUAGAACUAAGUGCUUCAAAAGAUUCAACCAAAGACCCCCUAGACACACACCCACCAAAAUUAAGGGAAAAAGAGGUUGGGCGGAUUAUGGAAAUCCCAGGCCAACAUAGAGAUCAGCAAACAUGCAGAGAAAGUGAGGAAGAGCAGCAUCACCUGCUAGUGGAAGAUGGGAAAACACAGACAUGGGAGGAUGAUGGUUGCCAAGAAGGAGCAUCUUGUGAUAGUCCACAAAGUCAGAAUGCAGUGGCUUCUGAGGCCUUGAAUAUGUGCUAAGCAUCCGUAUGGCAUUUGGAGAGAUGCCAGUCCUAGAGAACAGCUGACAAUCCUGCGACAGAACCAGGAGCUUUAUUCACUACCCUUUAUUCUUGGAUGUUAACAUCUGCUCUUUGAAGACCUCACCUUUUUUGUAAUUUCUACUAAGAAACAAUGCCUUUAAUGUUGGCUAUAUCCACUUGUGCAUUCCAGUCAAAAGUUAUUUGCCUCUGCCCAGAAUACACCAUUUAGACUGGAGAUGCACAACUGAGUGAAUGGACAGACACUAAAAUUCGUGCCACAGUUACUUCUCUCCCCUCACUUAACGUGUGUCCUGUCUGUCCCAUCUCCUUGAGCCCCUUCACUCAUACCUGAAUCCACCAGCCUUCUUUCUGCAGUCUCCCUUACCCCCCACACCUUCCGUAGCUGCCUUGAUUUGACCUGUGAGUGGCCACAGAUGCUGCUCAACUUGUGUGUGAGGGGGAAGAGGAGAGCUGACUGGUGGGAACACUUGAGACUUCUGGCUGAGUAGCAGACAUGUCUUUAUCAAACGGCAGGAACUGGAUCACACACAGAUUCUUGAGCAAGAUGCCUAUGGUUGCUGCCUUUCAGUCCCAUUCAGGUAUCUAUCCAUCUUUAAGUUGUAUUUGUGCAGGCCUGAUUUAGUCAAAUUACGGUGUAGUUUGAAUGGUGAGUGAAAAUACCAUUCUUCAGUUGUUCCAGACUUCAGGUCUCAGGACUGGAUUGUAAUGUGUUAAUAUUUAUGUGUAUGUCUUAACCCCAGUUCUGAUUUUAAUGUAGAGCUAUGAUACUUCUGUACUAUUUAGGCAUACCCUCAAAUGAAUUUUGUGGAGUGGCCUGGAGAGGAAAUGGAUGCCCUUGGAGCGGAAAUGGAUAACAUGUAGUUUCCUAUUUAUUGUUCCAGGUUUUUCCCCUUGUAAAAUCUCUCAAAAACUUGGCUGUCUUGCUUUGAAUAUUUAUAUGUAUAUCCUAAACCCAGUUCUGAUUUUCAUGUAGAACUAUGAUAUUUCUAAAGACAAAAGGAGAGCCUGACCUAUGUCAGAUCCACCAACCACUUCUACUUGCAGUCCUCCCUGUUUUUUGAGAACCCACCAGACUUAACAGUUCCCUCCUCUCUUGCUCAUGUAGUACCACAACCCUCAAGUCACAGCCCUGUCAUUCCAGUCUGCUCAUUUCUGGUCACUGCCCCAUCCAACCACAAGUCUUUACUCACAACCUACACCAUCUAACAUCCUACCUGCAUGUCAGCUUUCUCCUUUCUCAGGCCCUGCCUGAACCUCUUUCCCACUACAGCAUUUCCUGAAAUCCUUCCAGCUCCCAUCAAUGCCCUGUCCUCACUGAGGGAGGAGUAGGAAGAAGGGUAAGAACUUGGUGAUGAAUUCUGCCUUGGAUUGUUCAUGAGACCUUUGGGGUGCUGAGAUCUUAAAAACCUUCACUUCGGGUUCACUUCAGACUGCCAGAAGCUUAUACCGGAAUGAGCAGGGUGGUUUAAUGAUGGAAAGAGGCCCCAGGACUGUCUGACCCAACAGGAGUUGGUCCUCUCUUCUGUUUACAUUAAAAUCAAACAUGGGGUACAAGUCCGUACUUUCAGCUCUGAUGUCUAAAGUGAAGGUUACAGAUCGCACUUUGUGAAACCGAUGCCCAUCAAGUUGAACAAUAGCUCACUAUCCUACCUGUAUAGUAAUUUAUUUUAAAAUCAACUUUUAGUGUACAAAUGCUCUUAUUAUGGCAGGUGCUUACCUCUCCUUGGGGCUGCACGUACAGCAAGCAAUGUGACUGAUUGCACUGGUGUGAUUGCACCAUCUGGUGCUGCCCUGCGUGGAAGCAUCAAAAGAUUUUUCCUUACCUCAGAGCAAAUUACAUAAAUAUUUAAAGCCAAACAAUGUGGUUUCAAACAAUCCUGUCUGUCUCUGUCCAUCGUUAGUGGCAGCUUUCCCCCUUAGCUUUGGGUAAUUCCAAUAGCCUUGGUUGGUUUCCACAGGUUUAAGUUGGCUUGAAAGUUAGUCAUGCUCUUAAUAACACCUCACAAGUGCAAACUUGGCUGAACUUGUACAAAUUGUAUACCUAUGUACGUUAAGCCAUAUUGCAAUAACUGCAGCAGGUAAAAUUAAAUAACAAUAGCAUGACCUGUGUAAUCCCAAUUCUUAUGUUUGUAGCUCUGAAGCUGUUAAUAAUAAUGUAAAGUUAAUUCCUAUCUGAACCUCAUUUAAAUAAAGCUAGCUUUACAACAAUGUAAAUUGUAUGUUGGUAAUAACUGGACAGGCAAGUGCUUAAACUUGCCUGUUUUCUACAUUAAUCCAGGGCCUAGGUAAGGAAUGCAACAAACUUAACUAUAGAACAAAUACAAAAGCUGCUUCUUAUAACUGACAGCUAAAAACUAGUGCACUCAAAACCACGCUAAUGGUGCAAGGAGCAUGCCUCCACAUAAAGAUACUACUUUGUCCCAGCAUAUUGCUUUGGCCUCUGAAACUCUCAUUUGAGACUGUGACUUCUGGCUUGUGCUUAAAAGCUUGAAGCUUUCUCUAAUCCAAUGUACUGGGUUACCAAAUUUGAUUUUGUGUUUUUAAGGUAGAUUUUCAUUGAUUAAAUAAAAUACACUACAAAUUUGUUCUUA